AUGAUGUCUCGAUCCACCUCUCUGCUUCGAAAAGCCCCUAUCUCUCUCAGACCGGCGGUAUCUGUUAGAUUCUACGCUACUCCCAAUCAACCGAUUCAACCCAAUUCCGGCUUAGCCAAUGGUCCAGCUACUCCCCCUUCAUCCGGCCCAGGAGGUCCCGCAGGCUCAGCAGGAAGCACCACCAACACUAGCCCCGCACUCAUGUACGGCGGUGGAGCAAUCGCUCUCGUCGGAUUAGGAUACUACUUCUUCGGUGGAGGAUCAUUGAACUCAAGGGCAAGUGCACCGGUCCAACAUGCUGAAGCAGCAAUGCACCAAGGUGAAGGAUAUGUAAAAGGUUUCGCUGGUCAAGCUGAGGGAACAUCCCAAGGCUUAGUGAACAAAGCUUCUGGUAAAGCAUCUGAACUUUCCGGAAAGGCAAAGGGUCAAUACGAAGAACUGGCUGGAAAGGCUAAAGGAUCUUACGAAGAAGCUAAAGGUGAAGUCAAGAAAGCAAUGAAGUAA
This is a messenger RNA of Kwoniella shivajii, 504 nucleotides long. RefSeq lists its product as uncharacterized. The transcript is spliced from 4 exons. The coding region runs from base 1 to 504 and encodes 167 amino acids. Lineage: Eukaryota; Fungi; Basidiomycota; Tremellomycetes; Tremellales; Cryptococcaceae. The record is from RefSeq and is a predicted model, not a curated record.